AUGAUCGGCGGACUCCUCCUAGGCAUCAUCGCCAUCUUCCUCCCACCACUCGCCGUUGUCCUGAGAACGGGGUGUGGAGCUGACGUCGUGAUCAACAUCCUCCUCUGCUUCCUCGCCUGGAUCCCCGGCGUGCUCCACGCCUGGUACGUGAUCAUCAAAACACCGAACCACUCGGAGCGAAGGAGGAUCGCGCGCAAAGAGAGUCGGUCGACGUUGGGAGCGGGACGGAGGAGUAGUCACGGACAUGGACAUGCGCACGGAGGGUACUAUCCUGCUGCGACGCAGCCGGCGGUCGUGCAGACUGGGCCGCCGCCACCGGGGUAUGCGCCUGUGCAGACGACGGGGUACACGCAUGCGCGGAAGUAUUGA
Saxophila tyrrhenica is the source of this 369-nucleotide messenger RNA. RefSeq lists its product as uncharacterized. The transcript has 2 exons. The coding region runs from base 1 to 369 and encodes 122 amino acids. Gene Ontology annotation, cellular component: membrane. The record is from RefSeq and is a predicted model, not a curated record. NCBI's taxonomy places the organism in Eukaryota, Fungi, Ascomycota, Dothideomycetes, Mycosphaerellales, Extremaceae.